Molecule: messenger RNA, 1602 nt
Organism: Papilio machaon (common yellow swallowtail)
Lineage: Eukaryota; Metazoa; Arthropoda; Insecta; Lepidoptera; Papilionidae
Product: UDP-glycosyltransferase UGT5
Exons: 5
Coding region: 40-1602 (520 amino acids)
Molecular function (GO): UDP-glycosyltransferase activity
Source: RefSeq, a predicted model, not a curated record
UUGAAGUUCCUUCAUUAUUCAAUAAGCUAGCUCGUGAACAUGUUGGUGAAUGGAUUGUAUAUUCUGCUUUUUAGUUAUACAAUAGUGAGUGUUAAGACUGCAAAUAUUUUAGCGUAUUUUCCAUGUCCGUCAAUCAGUCAUCAAGUCGUGUUUCGACCAAUCACACUAGAAUUGAUCAAACGUGGGCACACUGUGACCGUACUUACAACUGACCCCAUUUUUCCCAAAGGAGAAACACCUGCAAAUUUAACAGAAAUUGAUUUACAUGAUGUAUCAUACAAUUUAUUGAGGAAAAACUUGCAUACAUUUUUAAUGGGGAAAACAAGUGAUUUCAUACAUCAAGUAUACCUAAUGAAGUACUUUAGUCCGCAGAUGAUUGAAGCGCAAAUGAAUAUAACAGAGGUUAAAGAACUUAUCAGUAAUAAAACAGGAAAGUUUGACUUAAUAUUAGUUGAAGCGUUUUACCAAAGUUUAGGAAUAACGCACGUGUUUGAAGCGCCAACAGUUUUGGUAAGCUCUUUCGGUUCAUUUAUUGGGAACUAUGAAAUAGUCGGUGCGCCAACCAAUCCUCCACUUUUAUAUCGAAAUAUUUUCAGUCUAAAACUUUAUAAUAUGACUAUUUGGGAAAAAAUAAAUGAAUUGUAUACCCAAAUAAGAAUAAGAUACACAUCGAUUGCUUCCGAUGAAGAAGAAAACAAAGCUUUGAAAAGAAUAUUCGGCCCUGACACCCCAACUCUAAAUGAAUUGAAAACUAAAGUGGAGAUGUUGUUUUUGAACAUAAAUCCGAUUUGGGAGGGAAAUUAUCCCGUACCACCCGCUGUUGUGCAUAUGGGUGGAUUGCAUCAAACACCACCAAAAGAAUUACCAAAGUAUCUACGCCAAUUACUGGAUGAUUCGACGAAUGGUGUAAUUUACUUUAGUUUCGGCUCAAAUGUCAGGCCUUCAUUAUUGGAUCCGGCGAAAAUUGACAUAUUCCAUAAAGUGUUCGCCGAGCUACCUUACAAUGUGAUUUGGAAAUGGGACAAUGACAGUUUACCACCACGAUCUGAUAAUGUUAGGAUUUUCAAGUGGCUACCGCAGGCAGAUCUAUUGAGACAUCCAAAUAUAAAAUUAUUUAUAACACAAGGAGGUUUACAGUCUACUGAUGAAGCAAUCACAGCCGGUGUACCGCUAGUUGGCAUACCAAUGUUGGGAGAUCAGUGGUACAACGUUGAAAAAUAUGUUUAUCAUAAAAUCGGUGUCCGGCUAGACUUUGAAGAAUUGACAGAAGAAAAGUUGAAAAAAGCCUUAUUAGACGUAGCUGGAAAUGAAAGUUACCGAAACAACAUUGUAAGGCUUCGCAAUUUGAUGCAAGAUCAACCACAAAAGCCACUGGAAAGAACUAUUUGGUGGUUGGAAUACAUACUGCGGCAUGGCGGUGCGAAGCAUCUUAGAUCACCAGCCGCUAACAUUUCCUGGUCCGAAUACUUAGAAUUAGAACUAGUUUUCUUUAUACUUAUUUUUCUGUUUACAUCAUUAAUAUUAGUUGUUUUGGUAACAAGGUAUAUAUUCCGAAAAUUCUUUCAACUUUAUCGAAAUUGUAAUAAGGAAAAGGUUUUGUAA